Messenger RNA from Anisakis simplex (herring worm), 483 nucleotides. Lineage: Eukaryota; Metazoa; Nematoda; Chromadorea; Rhabditida; Anisakidae. The record is from the annotation of a GenBank genome assembly.
AUGCGCGGCACAGUUGCAUACAAAAUACCUAGAAGUAAAACGUACGGAGCACAGGAUGGAUGCGGUGACGACAAACGACGGGCAAUCGAAAACAACAAUUUUAAGCUGUCAGUUAUCGCUGCUGCUGCUCCAGGCUACGAUGACAGACUGGUGGUGCAGUACGAUAAAAGGAGAGAGAAUCAAGUCGUGUCUUCACUGGCUGAGGUGAUGGCGAUUCGAUGUCGUCGAUCAGAUCGGAUGAUGUCAAAGGUAGCAACAGCCACACCAGCAGUAGCACUAAUCGUAUGGCAGUGCGAACAGCACGACAAUAACAACCACGGAUUCGGUAGACGGCUGGAUGAAUGCAACGCAGCACCGAUGGCUGGCUGGAUGGAUGGAUGGAUGCAACCAGGACAAGCAGCAAAACCACAACAAAGCAGCACAACUGCCCUAGUUAGAUCAGUACCGGAUAGGAUACUAGAUCAGCCAGAUCACAGCAGCUAG